This is a messenger RNA of Paramecium sonneborni, 536 nucleotides long. NCBI's taxonomy places the organism in Eukaryota, Ciliophora, Oligohymenophorea, Peniculida, Parameciidae. The record is from the annotation of a GenBank genome assembly.
AUAAUAUGUCCACAGUAUAAUGUGUUGACCCUCGUUACUUUACAAGGUAUCAUGCAAAUGGAACAGGUAUAAGAUAGAAUUUAAAUAUUAAGGCAGAGACUAUUAUGUUCAAUAUUCGAAUGGUGGCCUAUUAAAGGAUAGCCAAACUCAUUUUGAUGGAGUAUAUGAAAGAGCAGGAUUAGGAAAGAAAGAAGUUUAACUGAGUUUACCUACUAUUACACCUAAAUUUUAACAUUAUCCUAAUGAUGGUUCUGGAAGAGAUUUUUAUAUUACGUAAAAAUGUUUUUUAAAUGGCAGAUGCAAUGAAGGUGGGCAAUUACAAAACUAAAAGAAAUUCAAUUUUCUAUUAAAUUUACGUUCUUAUAACAAAAUGGCUGAAGAACCGUUGUAAAAUGAUUUUCUUCGUAGAACUUUUUAUACUACUAAGAGACAAGUAUUAAAAUCAAGACAAUUGUAAAGGUAUGAUAAUUAUGAAUAGACUAGUUCAUAAAGACAAUUGACUUUAAAAUUAUGCACUCCAAAAAGCAAAAAGUGAG